Messenger RNA from Merops nubicus (carmine bee-eater), 1751 nucleotides. RefSeq names its product calcium-dependent secretion activator 1. Gene Ontology annotation, cellular component: glutamatergic synapse. The annotation marks the transcript as partial. Gene Ontology annotation, biological process: positive regulation of exocytosis; synaptic vesicle exocytosis; dense core granule exocytosis. The record is from RefSeq and is a predicted model, not a curated record. The transcript is spliced from 12 exons. Lineage: Eukaryota; Metazoa; Chordata; Aves; Coraciiformes; Meropidae.
GUAUUCCUGAAAAGCGACCGCGUUGCCAGGAUGGUGCAGAGCGGAGGGUGCUCAGCCAACGACUCCCGGGAGGUCUUCAAGAAGCACAUUGAGAAGAGGGUACGGAGCCUGCCAGAAAUCGACGGCCUCAGCAAAGAGACAGUCUUGAGCUCCUGGAUGGCAAAGUUUGAUGCCAUUUACCGUGGGGAAGAGGACCCCCGCAAGCAGCAGGCCAGGAUGACGGCGAGCGCUGCCUCCGAGCUCAUCCUCAGCAAGGAGCAGCUCUAUGAGAUGUUCCAGAACAUUUUGGGGAUCAAGAAAUUUGAGCAUCAGCUUCUGUACAACGCAUGUCAGCUGGACAACCCAGAUGAGCAAGCAGCACAGAUCAGACGUGAAUUAGAUGGACGUCUUCAAAUGGCAGAACAAAUUGCCAAGGAGCGCAAGUUUCCGAAGUUUGUGUCCAAAGAAAUGGAGAACAUGUACAUUGAGGAGCUGAAGUCGUCUGUCAAUCUCCUGAUGGCAAACUUGGAGAGCAUGCCUGUGUCUAAAGGAGGCUCUGAGUUCAAGCUGCAGAAGCUGAAACGUAGUCACAACACCUCAAUAAUUGACAUGGGAGAAGAAAACGAGAACCAGCUUUCCAAGUCAGACGUCGUGUUGUCGUUCUCCCUGGAGGUUGUUAUCAUGGAGGUGCAGGGUCUGAAGUCGCUGGCCCCCAACCGCAUUGUGUACUGCACCAUGGAAGUUGAAGGUGGGGAGAAACUGCAGACUGACCAGGCUGAAGCCUCAAAGCCGACCUGGGGCACCCAAGGAGACUUCACGACAACACACGCGCUCCCUGCAGUGAAGGUGAAGCUGUUCACAGAGAGCACGGGGGUGCUGGCUCUGGAGGACAAAGAGCUUGGGAGGGUUGUUCUCCACCCUACUCCCAACAGCCCAAAGCAAUCAGAGUGGCACAAAAUGACUGUUUCCAAAAACUGCCCGGAUCAAGACCUGAAGAUCAAGCUUGCCGUGCGAAUGGAUAAGCCUCAAAACAUGAAGCACUCUGGGUAUUUAUGGGCCAUUGGUAAAAAUGUUUGGAAGAGAUGGAAAAAACGAUUCUUUGUCCUGGUCCAGGUUAGUCAAUAUACGUUUGCUAUGUGCAGCUACCGGGAGAAAAAAGCUGAACCUCAAGAGCUACUGCAGCUCGACGGAUACACUGUGGACUACACCGACCCGCAGCCAGGGUUGGAGGGCGGCAGAGCAUUCUUCAACGCGGUGAAGGAAGGAGACACGGUGAUUUUUGCAAGUGACGAUGAGCAGGACCGUAUCCUGUGGGUCCAAGCCAUGUACCGAGCCACCGGCCAGUCUCACAAGCCUGUGCCGCCUACCCAAGUGCAAAAGCUAAAUGCUAAAGGAGGAAAUGUACCCCAGCUAGACGCCCCAAUCUCUCAAUUUUCUGGACUCAAGGAUGCAGAUAGAGCUCAAAAGCAUGGCAUGGAUGAAUUUAUCUCUUCCAAUCCCUGUAACUUUGACCACGCUUCACUCUUUGAGAUGGUUCAGCGCCUCACUUUGGACCACAGACUUAAUGAUUCCUAUUCUUGUCUGGGCUGGUUUAGUCCUGGCCAGGUCUUUGUGCUAGAUGAGUAUUGUGCACGUAAUGGAGUGAGAGGCUGUCACAGACAUCUCUGCUACCUCAGAGAUUUGCUAGAGCGCGCAGAAAACGGAGCUAUGAUUGACCCCACCUUACUUCACUACAGCUUUGCCUUUUGUGCAUCACAUGUUCAUGGCAACAG